Molecule: messenger RNA, 870 nt
Organism: Purpureocillium lilacinum
Lineage: Eukaryota; Fungi; Ascomycota; Sordariomycetes; Hypocreales; Ophiocordycipitaceae
Source: RefSeq, a predicted model, not a curated record
AUGGUUCGCCACCAUCAACUGAUACCUGAUACCUCUCAUAUAUCAACGUGCCCUUGCCCACAUUUGUCUCCAAGAACCCAGCAUGACCAAACAUCAGCGUCCUGGCCAAUGCUGUCCACUAUGCGGGUUGGGUAUUUAUUAAUGCCCGUUUCGGAGCCAAGCGUCUACACAUUCCCCGACGACAAUGCUCUGGCAAGGGCGUUGCGAUCCUAUAUCUACGACGCGCAGACCGUCAGUUUUACCCGACGCAGGAGAUUCAAUGUCGCCGUCUCGGGAGACGCUCUGCCCAAGGUCCUCGCCACUGCGCUACUCUCGCAUGCCUUGGCGAACCCUGGUGAUGAGAUCGAGAUCCACAAUUGGUCGAUUUUCUUCACGGACGAGCGCGCUGUCCCCUUAGACCAUUCGGAUUCGAACUACGCGCUUCUUAAAAAGGAGCUGUUGGAUAAGCUUCCCGCUGACAAGCAGCCUAUAAUACGGACCAUCAACCCAGCGCACCUGGGUGAUGUGCAAACGCUCGCAUACGAGUAUGAACAGGUACUCGUCGCUGACUUCGCAAAACGUGAUGCGGUCCGCCUGCCAAAGUUCGACCUGGUGUUGCUUUCCUGCGGCCACGACAGUCAAACGUGCGGUCUCUUUCGCAGCCACAUGCUCCCGAACCUGUCAAGCUCAUGGGUGACAGCGUUCGAUAGUCCGCCUGACUCCGCUCGCAUAGCCUUAACAGCUCCCGUUAUUGCCCAUGCCAUGCGGAUCGCCGUGGUCGCCACCGGAGUGACUAACGAGCGCGUCAAGAGGCAAAUUUCUACUGAUUGUCUACCGUGGCCGUUAUUGAACAAGAUGGCCGGCGAUCGGUGCCGUUGGUUUAUUUGUUGA